Molecule: messenger RNA, 1191 nt
Organism: Daktulosphaira vitifoliae (grape phylloxera)
Lineage: Eukaryota; Metazoa; Arthropoda; Insecta; Hemiptera; Phylloxeridae
Exons: 2
Coding region: 1-1191 (396 amino acids)
Source: RefSeq, a predicted model, not a curated record
AUGGCCGAGUACUUACACGUGUUGGAAAAAUGUCAACAAGACGACAGUGUAAAACGCGAGUACUAUCUGGAACAUCAGAGUUACAACAACUCGUACGAACACAACGAUGAAAUCCGUAUCGAUGUGCGCAACAAGGAGAAAUUCACCGUGCCGUGCGAAAGUUAUUUGCAAAUCAAAGGAAAACUGGAAAAACCACCAGCUGGAACAGCCGGUGAAAUAGUCAUGGGGCAAAAUUUUCUCAUGCGCCUAUUUGAUGAAAUCAGAUUUGAGGGAUAUUGUUCAUUCACACCCAACGACAUUCGACGAUUACAACCUGCCGGAUGGAAAUACGCGCAAAUUUUGCACAACAACAACGAUUUCGUCGAUGGGACUGAAUUUGUAGCGCAAUGUCCAUUAUCUAUGUGCAUGGGAUUUUUCGAACGGUAUCGGCGCACACUGAUAAACUGUACUCAGACUCUCGUGUUGAAUAGAUCGAGUACCGACAGCACUGUCGUAUCAUUUGUUCCACAGACAACAACAACAGACGAUAAAGCGCAAGUUGCAACAUUGAUAAAACAAAUCAACGUGAAAAUAUCGAAAAUCAAAUGGGUAGUAAAGUACUUUGAACCCAGCGUGAAAACUGAACUGGGUCUGAUGCGUAUUCUGGACAGCAAGAAAUGGCUCCCGUUAGAAUUUCAACACUGGGACGUUGCCGUUUACCCGUUGGUACCACAGACAACUCAUUACACGUGGUCGGUGCGCACCUAUUCGAAUGUGGAAAAACCUAGAUAUUUACUUAUUGCCAUGGGUAAUGAGGACGAACACGUUCUCGGAGAUUUCAAUCACUGUUCAUUGAGAAACGUCAAAGCGUAUCUGAACGCUGACGAAUACCCGUACGAAAACCAAAACGCCGAUUUCGACAACAACAAGUAUACAACGUUUUAUAACUCGUACGCACAAUUCCAGACAAUGUAUUACGGUCGUAAAGACCCCUAUCCAUUAUUGGACUAUAUAAAUUACAAAAAACUUGGACCUAUAGUCGUGAUUGAUUGUUCUAAACAAAACGACACCGUCAAGUCUUCAACGGUUGAUCUACGCUUGGAUUUCGAAUGCUCCAAACAGUUUCCCGAUAAAACAUCAUUGUAUUGUGUAAUUAUUCACGACUGUCAAAUGGAAUACAACGCAUUCACGGGAGAAGUACGAAAACUUUAA